AUGAAAAACUCGGGCACCGCGGCCGUGGCCCUAGAUUCGACGGCAGCCACGGUGUUUCUACGACGCGAUCCCCGCACCGAGGGCUGGGCCCUGGUCGGCAACAAGGAGUUCAUCAUCGGCCUGAUCUGCGCUUACGUCUACGCGGUCAAGGUGGCCGGACCCCGCUUCAUGCAGGGCCGCAAGCCGUACGAGAACCUCAAGCCCGUCAUCGUGCUCUACAACGGUGCCAUGGUGGUGCUCAGCCUUUACUUCACGGUGGCCUUCCUAUCCAAGACGUACCUUGGUGGCGGCUACAGCCUCUUGUGCCAGGGUAUCGACUUCGAGGCUCGAGACGAGAAGACCACGAGCAUGCUGUCUCACGUGUGGUGGUUCGUGGUGUUGAGGAUCGCCGACUUCCUGGACACCAUCUUCUUCGUGCUGCGUAAAAAGUAUUCGCACAUAUCCGUACUUCACGUGGUGCAUCACGCCCUUGUGGUCUUGAAUGGCUGGUUUGGUCUCGCGUACGGCGCAGACGGCCACAUAGCUUUCAGCCUGAUCCUCAACAGCUCCGUUCACGUGGUUAUGUACUCGUACUACUUCCUCUCCCUUCUGGGUCCCACAGUCCGUAAGCACCUCUGGUGGAAGCGGUACCUCACGCAGCUGCAGAUGAUGCAGUUUGUCAUACUCAUCGCGCACGGGCUGGUUCCCUUGUUCCUCGAGUGUGGAUACCCGAAGGUGCACGUGUACAUCGGUAUCCCGCAGGCACUGUUCAUUCUUUUCAUGUUUCUUAACUUUUACCUGAAGAACUACAACGACAGGAAAAAGAUGGCUGCACAGUAUGCCUACAAGAAUAAGCUACAGUGA
Molecule: messenger RNA, 843 nt
Organism: Rhipicephalus microplus (southern cattle tick)
Lineage: Eukaryota; Metazoa; Arthropoda; Arachnida; Ixodida; Ixodidae
Product: very long chain fatty acid elongase AAEL008004
Biological process (GO): very long-chain fatty acid biosynthetic process; fatty acid elongation, polyunsaturated fatty acid; fatty acid elongation, saturated fatty acid
Cellular component (GO): endoplasmic reticulum membrane
Molecular function (GO): fatty acid elongase activity
Source: RefSeq, a predicted model, not a curated record